AUGUUAGGAGAGUUCUCACAAUUCAGUAAAAUUGGCAGUGACUGUGAAGAAAGACUAUUGUGGUAUGCCUCUUCCUAUGAGGAUAAGGACACCUUGCCUCUCUAUUACAGGCUAGAAAAAAUUAAUUCAUUAGUGGAAAGACCUUCUUUUUGCUGGUUUCCAAAUGUGAUAUCACAAAGUAUUCUUGGACUCUUGGAUUAUUUGCGGGAACCUGAAAAUAAUCACAGAACGUUGGUUAUAUGA
Molecule: messenger RNA, 243 nt
Organism: Saccharomycopsis crataegensis
Lineage: Eukaryota; Fungi; Ascomycota; Saccharomycetes; Ascoideales; Saccharomycopsidaceae
Exons: 1
Coding region: 1-243 (80 amino acids)
Source: RefSeq, a predicted model, not a curated record